Messenger RNA from Monoraphidium neglectum, 1194 nucleotides. RefSeq lists its product as hypothetical. The record is from RefSeq and is a predicted model, not a curated record. Gene Ontology annotation, molecular function: protein serine/threonine phosphatase activity. Gene Ontology annotation, biological process: protein dephosphorylation. NCBI's taxonomy places the organism in Eukaryota, Viridiplantae, Chlorophyta, Chlorophyceae, Sphaeropleales, Selenastraceae. The transcript has 4 exons. The coding region runs from base 1 to 1194 and encodes 397 amino acids. Gene Ontology annotation, cellular component: cytosol; nucleus.
AUGGUUCAGAAGCGAGCCGCUGAUGAGUCGGGCCUGUCGCCAGGCCCCGGGAAGAAACACCGUGUUGCCGCCGCGCUCGCCGCGCGAGGCGCGGCCGCGCUCGCGGGCGCGCCGCUGGGCGCGGCCGCGCACGCCUGGGCGCUCAAGGCGGCGUACAAGGCAGUCGAUGCCGAGCUGACGCGCGCGGGCGGCGCCCGCAUGUGCGGGUCAACGGCGGUCGCGGCAGUGGUGACGGACAACGCGAUUUACAUGGCCAACUGCGGUGACAGCCGCGCGGUGUUGGUGCGCGGCGACAAGGCGCUCCCCCUCACAUUGGACCACGCGCCCACGCGGCGCGACGAAUGGGAGCGCGUCCGCAGGGCCGGCGGCGCCAUCCUGUGGGCCAAUGGCUGGCGCGUCGCGGGGUCUCUGUCUAUGACCCGCGCCAUCGGCGACCAUUUGCUGCGCCCCCACGGCGUCAUCCCAGACCCAGAGGUCUCCACCUGCAGGCGUGGCCCCGGCGACGACUUUCUGAUUCUCGCCACCGACGGCCUGUGGGGCGCCGUAUCAUGCGACGAGGCCGCCGCCGUCGCGCGGCGCGCGGUCGAGCGCGGCGAGGCCGCGGGCCUACCACGCGCGGCGGCGCUGCGGAUCGCGCCACGGGCGCUGGCCAAGCUCGCGCUGGCUCGGGGUGGUACAGACAACGUGACGGCGGUCGUGGUCGACCUGCGGGGCCCCGCGCCGGACCCCACGGCCGCGCCGCCCGUGGCGCCCGCGGGCGCCGCGGCGCUGGAUACCGCGGCGGCGGGCGCGGGGGCGGCGGCGCGGCUGCCGGUCGACGCGGCGGGCGGGGGCUUAUCGGCGCCAGAGGGUGGCGCGUCGGGUGCAGGGCUGAGCCUGCAAACUGUUUCGUCAACGCCGGCGCCGCUGAGCCCAUUCCAGUCCGCCGACCUUGCUGCGCUCGCCCCCGGCUCGGCCCCAGGACAGCAGCAGCAGCAGCAGCAGGCGGCCGCUUCGCCGAGUGUGCGCGCGCGUGCUCUGCUCGAGCUGCUGCGCACGUGGACCGUGCCGGCGCGCGCCGGGGCCGCGGGCGGCAACACUGUCACCACAGGCGUCCAGCCACGCGCGGGGGCGUCCGGCGAGCUGCGGCUGCUGGCUGCUAAGCUGCUGCUGCAGCAGCAGCAGCAGCAGCAGCCGACACAGAUGCAGCACUAG